Messenger RNA from Cyclopterus lumpus (lumpfish), 2538 nucleotides. Its product is annotated as mucin-19-like. The coding region runs from base 146 to 2491 and encodes 781 amino acids. NCBI's taxonomy places the organism in Eukaryota, Metazoa, Chordata, Actinopteri, Perciformes, Cyclopteridae. The record is from RefSeq and is a predicted model, not a curated record. The transcript is spliced from 5 exons.
UAAAGUCUGGUGUCAUCAGUGACCGUAAUCAGUGGCGAGAGGCUGCGGAUCGUCACUAUAAGACCAGAGCAGCCUCGUUCAGGGUAGAGCUUCAGUCUACAACCUCCGAGAACGGCUGAGGACGAGCUGCUGGUUGAAGGGAAACAUGGCGUCUGCAACGUGUUCAAGGCUUUCUUGGAUCUGUCUGCUGCUGUUCAGCGGUGGAGCUUGUUUUCCUGCUUCUAAAGACCAAAAGGAUCCCCACACUACUACUGGGGGCUCCAGUGGUGGAUCUGCUCCUGGAUCAGAUCUUAAGUCUGAGGGUUCACUUAUUCCUCUGGUCAACCAUUCAUUGGGACCAUCUGCCGAUUAUCAGCCAUCGGUGGUGUCCGCCCCCCAAGAGGCCAGCCCUUCCACUGGCAACAAGUCCCCAUCCAGUCCGCGAACACCUAGAGUGGCUGCAGGCUCCACACCAAGUUAUGAGCCUAACGGGUUUAUAGUUAGUCCUGAUUCCAUCGCUAUCAAGCCCGCCAGUGCUCCAGAAGCUCCUCCCGAGGGUGAGGCCUCUCCUCUGGCUAACGGCACUGGGAAGAGGCCUCGCAGCUCCUAUGUGCAGCCUCAGUCUGACAGCGGUGGUGCAGCAUUUGGCCCGGUCCAGGGCGCGCCUCCAUUUCUUCUACCUGGCUUGCUGUAUGCUGCUGCUGGGAACAAGGCUCCGACUUUGGAUUUUGGUGCUGGACCUGUUCCUUACAUCGGUUCUCCUGAAGCCUUUAGCUACAGCGCCGGUAACCCUGAAAUGAAAAGUGGUCAAGCAAGCGGUAACUCAGUGACUCCUGAAGGACUUGAUCCUGACUCUACUGCAAGCAUCAGGUUUAGUGCUCGACCUGCUGCUCCUGAGACCGAAGACUUUGGCAUCAUACCUACUUCUCCACCUGGCCUUCCUCGGGUCACUCGGCCUGCGAGAGGUGCUGGCUCAUACUACAACCCGACCGGUGGAUCUUAUUCUCCUGCAACCUCCAACCUUGGUAGUGGUUCUAUGUCUCCCCCUAUUCAGUCUUUUGGCUCUCGCCCUGCAGGAGGUGCUGGCUCAUUCUACAACCCGACAGGUGGAUCUUAUCCUCAUGUUCCUCCUGCAACCUCCAACCUUGGUAGUGUUUUUGGUUCCCCCCCUAUUCUAUCUUUUGACACUAAGCCUGCAGGAGGUUCUAGCACAUUCUACAACCCAAAUGGAUCUUAUCUUCCUCCUGCAACCUCUAGCCUUGGUGGUAGUUCUGGUUCUCCCCCUAUUCAGUCUUUUGGCACUCGCCCUGCAGGAGGUGCUGGCUCAUUCUACAACCCGACAGGUGGCUCUUAUGUUGCUCCUGCAACCUCCAGCCUCGGUAGUGGUUCUAGCUCACCCCCUGUUCAGUCUUUUGGCACUCGCCCUGCAGGAGGUGCUGGCUCAUUCUACAACCCAACCGGUGGCUCUUAUGUUGCUCCUGCAACCUCCAGCCUUGGUAGUGGUUCUAGCUCACCCCCUGUUCUGUCUUUUGGCACUCGCCCUGCAGGAGGUGCUGGCUCAUUCUACAACCCGACCGGUGGCUCUUAUGUUGCUCCUGCAACCUCGAGCCUUGGUAGUGGUUCUAGCUCACCCCCUGUUCUGUCUUUUGGCACUCGCCCUGCAGGAGGUGCUGGCUCAUUCUACAACCCGACCGGUGGCUCUUAUGUUGCUCCUGCAACCUCGAGCCUUGGUAGUGGUUCUAGCUCACCCCCUGUUCUGUCUUUUGGCACUCGCCCUGCAGGAGGUGCUGGCUCAUUCUACAACCCGACCGGUGGCUCUUAUGUUGCUCCUGCAACCUCCAGCCUUGGUAGUGGUUCUAGCUCACCCCCUGUUCUGUCUUUUGGCACUCGGCCUUCAGGAGGUGCUGGCUCAUUCUACAACCCGACCGGUGGCUCUUAUGUUGCUCCUGCAACCUCCAGCCUUGGUAGUGGUUCUAGCUCACCCCCUGUUCUGUCUUUUGGCACUCGCCCUGCAGGAGGUGUUGGCUCAUUCUACAACCCGACCGGUGGCUCUUAUGUUGCUCCUGCAACCUCCAGCCUCGGAAGUGGUUCUAGCUCACCCCCUAUUCUGUCUUUUCACAAUAAGCUUGCAGGAGGUGCUGGCUCAUUCUACAACCCGACUGGUGGAUCUUAUCCUCCUGCAACCUCAAACCUUAUUAGUGGUUUUGGUUCCCUCCCUAUUCUGACUUUUGACACUAAGCCUGCAGGAGGUGCUGGCUCAUUCUACAACCCAACAGCCGGAUCUUAUCCUCAUGCUGCUCCUGCAACCGCGAGCCUUGGUAGUGGAUCUGGUUCUCCCUCUAAUUGGCCUUUUGACAAGAGGCCUAUGGGAGGCGCUGAUUCACUCUACAACUGGAAGCCAUCACCUCUUCCGCCAACCUUCAUCGUCCAGUCCAGAAACGGCUACCAGCGAGCGCUGGAAGCCUCUUCCCACACCAGGUACUCCCCAGAGUACCCUAAACCAUCAGACUGAGGCAAAAGGAGGAAUGGGUGGUUAAUGAGACAGAGCUUCAGUCUUCC